This is a messenger RNA of Danaus chrysippus (African queen), 5784 nucleotides long. The record is from the annotation of a GenBank genome assembly. Lineage: Eukaryota; Metazoa; Arthropoda; Insecta; Lepidoptera; Nymphalidae.
AUGCCGCAUAAAUAUAAAAGGAAAAUAGAAGCACCCGAUCGUGCUCGUUGGUCAAAAGAAGCCCUUUGCAAAGCUUUUAUGGAAUUGGAUAAAGGCCAGGUCGGUUUGAAUGAAAUAUCUCGUCGUUAUGGUAUUCCAUCUCGAACUUUGAGGAGGCGAUAUUAUAAUGAAUAUAACUAUGAAAAAAUUACUUUGGGACAACGUACCACACUGGACUUUGACAGUGAGAAAAUUCUCGUAGCUCACAUUCAAAAACUACAAAAGGCAGGCGUACACACAACACGACAGGAUGUAAGAAGACUAGCUUUCGAAUUUGCCGAGAAACUUGGUUUAGAAAAACGUUUUAACAAAGAAACACGUAUGGCUGGUUAUUAUUGGCUCCAAUCAUUUCUUGAACGACACCCAGUACUCCGUAUUCGCGAGGCAGAAGUUUCCGGUAUGUCUGAAGAUAUUACUCAAUGGAAUGCACAAAACUGUAAAACAACAAAUACUGUGAAAUAUAGCAGUAACUCUGAACGUUGCAAACGGUAUAGAGAACGAAAAAAAUUGCUUGAACUACAAAAACUGCUAGCUAACAACGAAGUUUUGCAUGCUCCAACAACAUCAAGUUUACAAAAAACUUUUGAUCCUCAGCUUAUUACAGCAACAGUUGCACCCAAGAUGGAUUUAAAAGAUGUCCCAACAGCGAAGAAUGCAAAUGAAUUGGAUAAGUUCAAACGGCGACUAAUACGUGCCAUUGCGAGGCUGCUGUUCAUUGAAAAUAAAGAUGAUACACAGAUAUGGCAGGAAUUGAAGAAAGAAACGGGAUGGGACUGUCAAUUAUUGUGGACGCGAAUGAAGGCAUUGACCAUAAAGAAACUGGUUAGGCUAUUAACAGCGGAGGAUAAGUUAGAAAAUAUAACAAAAAUUGCUCGACUCUCAUUCACUGAUUGGCUGCUUUAUGAUCUAGUUUUAGUGCACGAGAAAGUGGACGUUAUAGGCCAGGAUUUACCUAUUAGGGAGGAACCGCGUUUUUUAAGAGAAAUCUUUGAGUUGGUGAUAGAAUUUCAUAUAGAAUAUUCAUACCAAGAAGAUUUGGCGAAGAAAUGGCUUGAUGCAACCGCCAAGUACAACAAAGACGGUAAACGUCACAGUUCUCCGAUGUUGCUCCAAAAACGUUGGUAUCAGCUUAAAGAACUUACCAGAAGCAAGUUCUACAAAUUUUGGUUCGAAUACCGUGGGGAUGCCAAGAAUCUAGAUAGAGCCAAAAUAUUUAAGCCAACGGAACUACAGAUGGAUAUUGUUAAAACGUAUAAAGAAGUAGUGACGCAGCCGUUUCUUUGUUGGGAGGAAUUGGUCAAAACGAAGAGAGUUGUUCUGCCGGAGGACUUUGAGCGAGUUCGUCUGGAACUACAAAAGAUGAACGUAACCGAAGACGAGCCGGAACUCCAAGUUAUAGAGCCACAAGUUGAAACUAUAGAUUUAGAUGAAAGUAAUGAUGAAUCGAACAAAUCACCCAACAAUAACGAUAAAGAUAAUGCAAGUGAUGGCAAUAUUGGCAUAGUUAAGGUUGAGUCACUAUCAGAACAAGACGACGUCAGUGUGUUAGAAUCUGUGUACAUACCUGCAGAGAAUCCUAGAAUAAAUUAUGUUAAUGAAGUAGAAGUUGACGUAAUAGGAACAAGUGAUGAACAAAUCAUGCCAAAAAUAACAUCAGUAAUAGGAGCUGCUGAUUUACAACCUACAGGGAGUUUGGAUAAAGCCAAAGAACCUGAAAUAGAUUAUAUAGAAAUAGAAGUAGAUUUAGGGCCUAGUUCAGAAGCCACGGCUCAAGUCAACGAAAUAAUAGAGGAUAUCGUUACAAAAGCAGUUGAUAGCAAUCAUAUUACUGAAACGGCUAAAACCACCAAAAAUUCCACGCCUGAUGUUAGCAAGAACAUCGAAAAAUUGCAAGCUAAUAUAGAUUUGGAAAUAGAUAAAGAUGAGACUGAUCAGAAAGAUAAUAUAAAAAAGGCAGAUGAUAAUGUCAAUGUUAUUAAUGAUAUGGAUUUUGGAUUCCCAAGUGAUUUCAACUCUCUACAGGACUUAAUGGAGUUUGAAGAUGAUGGUAUCGAAUAUGUAGAAGAAGAUUAUACGUCAGAACCGCAGUCCAUAAGAAAAAGAUCGUACGAAGAAACAAAAGAUACGACAGAAAAGGAAUUAAAAAUAGACGAAAAACUACUUCUAACUCCGCUCGUGUAUACCAAAAAACUUGAUGAUAUGGAUGUAUUCCGAUUCCUAGAUUACAAUUCGGUUACGGAUAAGCGUGUCUUAGAAAAUGCGACUCUAGAAAGCAAACCUAUAUUUAUGAAAACGAUUGAGAACACAGAUAAUACACAAGAGAACGAAUCUGAGGCGGAAACUGAUAGUAAUGACAACGAAGAAGCUGAAAGCGCUAUAAAUUUAUCAAGUUGGUACUUUCAAAAACCUAAAGUGAAAAGUUACAAUCCCAUACAAUUGUGUAAAAAUCCGGAUUUUAAUACGAGAUUAAAAAGACUGCCAGUCGCUUUUCAUGUUUCCGAACGAAAUCGAUUGCAAUUGAAGCAAUGCAAGCCCCUAACCAUCGAUCUCCACAAAGCAUUUGAAAGUUUGCUCGUUGACAAUACAUUAUAUUUGCAAGGUGAUAAUCAGAACUCUUGUAUAGCAAACGAUCAUGAGGAUAUUCCUGUAACAAAUGAGAUUGAACCCCCGAAAAUAAUUGAUUCUAUUAAAGAAAACUCCGUCGAAAGUAAAGAAGUCGGUUCGAAAGUACAACCCGAAACACAUAUAGAAAGAAAUAAAGUUAUAAACUUGCCUGAUAUAGAUCAAAUACGUCGUGUUAACCAAGGUCUUCUGAUUGCUGAAGUCUCACCAAUUCUAAUAUCUGAUACAGUUCAUGAAACAGAUGUUGUCAAACCACCGAUUACAUUAUUAAAAAGUUAUCAAGAAGCUUCACACGAUACAACAGCCAUAAGUGUUACUAAAAAUAGUUAUGAAGUUAAAAAUAUUAGUGAAGUUGAAGACAUUAGUGAAGUUAAAAAUAAUAAAGAAGUUCAACAUAUUGAAGUUGAAAUAAUGAGUGGAGUUGAAAAUACAAAUAAAGUUGAAAGUAUUAAUAAAGAUCAAAAUAUCAAUGAAGAUGAAAUUAUCGUUGACGUUGAAAAAAUCGAUGAAGUUGAAAAUACUCAUAAGGGAUUUUCAUCGGAAAUAAAUUCAACAAUACAGAAUGACAUUAAUGGAAUACGUGAAAAGGAAUAUGAUUGUAUUGACGUAGAAGAAAAUGAAAUAACACAAGCAAAUGUUACAGAAGAUAAUUCAAAACAGAUAGAAAAAGUACCAAAAUCAAGCAGCAACAAGGCAAAACGAAUUAAAAUAAAACCAAAAUCAACUUUUAGGAAACAUAUGGCGUUAUCGUGGUAUCCGAAAGUACCGACUUUAAAUUUGAAUUCAGGUGAUUGUCUCUUAGCCGCUGAUACGGUUGAGAGAAUAUUGAAUGUAUGCCAGGACGAUUACGUUCCAAGCGUAAAUCUACCUCCAAAAAAGAAAAAGACUUUCAUGCAAACGAACGUAACGAAUGUCGAGGAGCAAAAGAACGAAGAGGUUGCUACUCCACCAGUGGAAAGUGAGAAAGUUGUAGAAAACAAAUGUAUAAACCAGAAAUUUGAAAAAGAUAAACCGCAUAAGAAAAGCAAAAAAAAUAAAAAGAAACGUAGUACCGUCACUACAGACGUCAAGAAUAUUUGUUGUUGGGCGCGUCAUAAAACAAACAAUUUCGCAAACCGUAAUACAGUGAAACAUUUAUGUCGUGAGAAUCAAUGUAUUUGUUGCUGUAAAACUGACCUCGAACUUAAAAUACAAGAAGAAAUAAAGAAAAAUGAAUGGAUAGUGCUAUCUGAUGAAGAGCCUGUUUCGAAGGUGUCUAUUGGUAUAAAUACAGAUUAUGACCCAGAAUUUGAAGAACAAUUUGCAGCUAACCUCAUUUUACAUAACAAAAAUCAAUUACCCAUUCCCACACCUACAAUGAGAUUGGUUUUCGGUAAUCAUAGAACCUUCAGUAUUGAUAGCGGGUGUCAGACAUCAAUGCUAAAUUGUACUGAACCGCCGUCAUCUCGCAAAAUAACUAGUAAUAAUCCUGUUGAACCCAGUACAAAAUUAGAUAAGAACAAAUUCCCAAUAGGUCUUGGUAAAAAUAAAAUUUUGCUUUGUUCAUUUAAAUCUGCUGAUGAGGCUGUUGGUGGUAAGAAGAGUAAAAUUUUGAGUGCGAAUGAAAACAAUCAGAAUGUUUUGCCUAUGGGUUGUCAAUUAGUACUAUUACCUAAUGGGGAACUUGUAGUGUCUAUUGAGCCCGGUGUAGAGUUGGAUGAAGAACAGAUGUCUAAAGUAGAGACAAUCUUAAAGUUAGUUCAUAAAGAAAUUAAUAUGAAUCCAAAUUAUAAAUCAGAAAUUCCAAUUUUGAGCAACGUAACUACGGUUGAUCAUCCCAUAGGUCUCGAAAUCUCGAAACAUGGUGUUAUUUUGAAUCCUAAUGAUGCAACCCCAACAGAACUUAAUAUGGAUGUUAGCUUAGCCACAAAAAUAACAGAACCUGUUGUAGAACAAAUAGUUUCUCGUACAGAAAAUUCAAAUAGUUUAACAGAUCAAAAUCAAUCAUCUGAUUCAAAAACUAUGGAUAAUGAAUCAACCACUGAAAACAGCGAUAACCCAGGAGCUAAAAAGAAAACAAUAUUAUCAGAUUUAAUGCAGAUGUCUGGUAUUUCUACGGACGACGUGAAUGUCAGUAAUGAGACGACCACAAAUGAUACAAGUUUACCGAAAAUUCUAAAUGUUUCAUCAUUGUCUGAAACUCAAACUCCUGUCGUUACAGCAGAUACACUCCAAAAAGAAUACAAUAACGUAUCCAUGAGAGUCACCAGUGAACCUAUUUUCAACAAUUCAAUUGUUCGAGCCGCGUUAAUGAGAUGCCCUGAAUUGAAUAUAGUGACAUCAUUUCCCGAAUUAAAAUAUGCUUUCAAAAAUAACGCUCAAUUCUUUAAAAUGGACAUCAAGACAGGAAUAAUUGUUCCCAUAAAUUUGUGCGUAAAGAAGAACCAAAAAAAUUCAAAGAAAAAGAAAGAUGUUUCAAAAGCACCACAAGUAAUUGACUUAACUGAAGGUGAUGUUGGUGAAAAACAAAAUCUGUGUACUUCAGAACAAAUGUCGAAUGAUUCUGAACAAGCUUGUAAUGAUUCAGAAAAAGAUUUAAAUAUAUCUGUUGCGAAGCCAAACAACGAAAUGGCUGAACCACAACCAACUGACAGUCUAUGUGCCGGAAGUGACGAAAAUGAGCAAAACAAUUUAGAUGAAGAACAAAACUGGUCCGUUAAACCGAUCAAAAUGUUUAAAGCCUACCAUCCAUCCAUACUAAAGUAUUCCAGUAAGAGUAUUCUUUGCCGUCCUUUGAAAAACUCCGAUACAACACCUAAUAUAAGAAUUAUUAAACACAAAAGAAAACAAGAUUUAAUUGCCAAAGAUACAAAUGAAGAAACUUCAACCGGUGUAAUUACAUCGAAGAUAACUGAAAGCGAAUAUGAUUCUGAUGAUGAACCGUUAUCUAAAAAGUUGAGACGAAAAAGUUAUAUAAAUCAACCAGAUAUGAAUAAAACAACUAACUCCCAGCUGGCGAGGCAUGAGAAUAAGAGAUAUAACUUAUCGUAUACUGGUUCCAGUUUAAAACCUCACCUGGAACCGAUUCUCUUUGAAGAUAACGAUAGUCAAACCUCUGGUGAUGACUGUAUACUUGGCGUUUAG